This is a messenger RNA of Ixodes scapularis (black-legged tick), 4208 nucleotides long. RefSeq names its product ATP-dependent RNA helicase DDX42. NCBI's taxonomy places the organism in Eukaryota, Metazoa, Arthropoda, Arachnida, Ixodida, Ixodidae. The transcript has 19 exons. The record is from RefSeq and is a predicted model, not a curated record. The coding region runs from base 149 to 2656 and encodes 835 amino acids. Gene Ontology annotation, molecular function: RNA helicase activity; RNA binding; ATP binding.
ACUCCAAACCCCACGGCCAUCGCGACCCAAAAGAGAGUUCAUCUUGUCCACUUUUGUUUGGCUCUGGUUUGGCUCAGUUGGCUCUGCGAUCGUACCUCUAGUCCGCCUGAACAGAAUGUAAAGAAACGUCAGGGACUAAAGGAUUACCAUGUUCCACAAGGGGGGCGAAGGCCGACCGAGAGGCUUCGGCUUCGGGAGCUUCGCCGUUUCUCAGAAGAAACCCGACGUUCAGCUCGGUCAGAGCGCCUUGCCCGAAAGUGCUCCGGUGCCCGUUCUACCCGUGGUCAACAAGAGGGGCUACACUGGCCUGAGCACCAUCACCCAGAACGCGCUGGACAUCAAUUAUGGCAACCUCCGCAAGAGGCCCAAGACCGAGGAAGAGUACUUUGAGCAGGACGAAGAGGACCACAGGGUGGGGCAGCUGGCGUACAUCCCGGCCCCUGGAAGCCCCACCUGGGACGAACAGCAGAGAAAGGACUGCUCGGAUGCCUCGUCCAGUGACGAGGACCCUCUCGACGCCUAUAUGGCCAACAUCGAGAAAAAGCUGCAGAAGGACAACGGAAAGCAUGGCACAAAGAAAGGAAAAUCUCCAGUCAAGGAAACAAAGAUCAAAGAAGUGAAGGGCGUUCGGGACGACAUCGAGAACGAGGACGACGAAGAAUCCUACUACCGCUACGUGGAGGAGAAUCCAAACGCCGGAGCCGACAAGGACGACAGCGACCUCGAGCUGGAGUACGACGAGGACGGCAAUCCGAUUGCACCCGUCAAGUCCAAGUACAUCGACCCGCUGCCACCGAUCGACCACUCUACCAUCAGCUACAAGGAGUUUACCAAGAACUUCUACCAGGAGCACGAGGAGAUUGCAGCCCUAUCCCCGGAGGAAGUGGAUGCCCUGAGGGCCACCCUGGGGGUCAAGGUCACCGGCCCGCUUCCCCCCAAACCCGUGACCAGCUUUGCCCACCUGGGCUUUGACGAGCCCAUGCUCAGGGCCAUACGCAAGGCCGAGUACACCCAGCCAUCUCCCAUCCAGGCGCAGGGUGUUCCUGUGGCAAUGAGUGGCCGAGACAUGAUCGGCAUCGCCAAGACCGGUUCCGGCAAGACGGCGGCUUUUAUCUGGCCCAUGCUGACGCACAUCAUGGACCAGCGAGAAUUGGUCGAAGGAGAGGGCCCCAUUGGACUCAUCCUUGCUCCAACGAGGGAAUUGGCCCAGCAGAUCUACCUGGAGGCCAAGCGGUUUGGUAAGGUGUAUGGUGUGGGCGCUAUCUGCUGCUUUGGAGGUGGAAGCAAGUGGGAGCAGUCCAAGGCUCUGCAAGAAGGGGCCGAGAUUGUCGUAGCCACUCCCGGGCGCAUGAUUGACCUGAUCAAGAUGAAGGCCACCAACCUUGAGCGCGUCACUUUCCUGGUCCUGGACGAAGCAGACCGCAUGUUCGACAUGGGCUUCGAGCCCCAAGUGCGGUCGAUCUGCGAUCAUGUUCGGCCAGACAGACAGACCUUGAUGUUCAGCGCAACGUUCAAGCGCAAGGUGGAGCGCCUGGCGCGCGACGUGCUCACGGACCCGGUCAAGGUGGUGCAGGGGGACGUCGGGGAGGCCAACGAAGACGUCACGCAGAUCGUGCUCGUGGUGCCCAGUGUGCCACCGACCACCAAGUGGAACUGGCUCACCAACCACCUGGUCGAAUUCACCUCGGUUGGGAGUGUGCUCAUCUUUGUGACGAAGAAAGCCAAUGCGGAAGAACUGGCCGCCAACCUCAAGACAAAGGAUCACAACGUGGCUCUCCUGCACGGAGACAUGGACCAGAACGACCGAACCAAAGUGAUUGCCUCCUUCAAGAAGAAGGACUUCCCUAUCCUGGUGGCCACUGAUGUCGCCGCCCGUGGUCUGGACAUCCCCCACGUGCGGACAGUCGUCAACUACGACAUUGCACGAGACAUCGACACCCACACGCAUCGCGUCGGCAGGACUGGUCGUGCUGGGGAGAAGGGUGUUGCCUACACGCUCAUCACGGACAAGGAGAAAGAGUUUGCCGGCCACCUUGUGCGCAACCUGGAGGGUGCCAACCAGGCCGUGCCUCAGAGCCUCAUGGACCUGGCUAUGCAGAGCCAGUGGUUCAAGAAGUCUCGUUUCAAGCAAGACAAGGGCAAGAGGCUCAACGUCGGGGGCCACGGUCUCGGGUUCCGGACCAAGGAGCGGCCUGGCCUUGGCUCUUCCAACAGCGGCCACCCCGUGGCCCAGGCCGGCCCGAUGUCGGGGCUGGGCAGCUACGCCGCCAGCGUGCUGUCUGCGCCGAGGUUCGUCGCCGCUUCGGACGGCAACAAGGGAGGCGACUUCAGGAGCGGAGCCGCCUCCUCGUCACGCCACGGGGCGGGACCCCAGACGGACCGCCUGACCUCAAUGAGGGCGGCGUUUUCGUCCCAGUACAAGUCCCAGUUCACGGCGGCCACCGACACCGCCUGGAAGCUCGGCAGCCAGCAGGUCUCUCCGAGCCCCCGGCCUGGCCCCACACCCAUCCCUCCCCCGUCCCACAACGUGUCCGCCUUCUGUCAGAACCCGUCCGCCUUCCCGUCCCCUCCCAUGCCAGUGCGACAGCCAGAGGCUCCGAGAGAAGACCCGUCGAGCUCGAGACAACGGCGCCGCAGGUCGCGCUGGGACGACUGAUCCGCACUGGGACCACCGAUCCACACUGGGACGAACGACGUGCACUAGGUCGGUUGUCUCAGUGUGGAAUUUCAGUUUCACUGCUGAACUGGAAUUCCAGUAGCGCAGGCAUGCUCCUAAGCAUAACUGGGAUUCAAUCCACACUGGAACAACUGAUCGGCAGUUGCAGGAAACCAAUGCACACUCAGACAACUGAUUGGCAGUUGUGUCAAGCCAAUCUGCACUUGGACGAUAUAUCCAUAGUUGUGGCGAACCAAUCUGCACUGGAACAACUGAUUGGCCAAUUGUGGCGAGCGGGUCUGCGCUGGGACAACCGAUUAGCAGUUGUAGUGAACCGAUCCUCACCGGAACAACCGGGUGACAGUACGGUUAUAUCUGCAAACUCGUCUCUACCUUUGGGGGAUUUCUGUGAAUUUCUCUCGUUACCCUUCUUUGAUGUGUUCUUCCCAGUGUACAAAGUUUUGUUGGUGGUUCUGCAACAACCAGUUGCAAGCAGGUGUUUCUGGUUUGCAGCCUCUUGCUAAACUCGCGAAGGCAUAUACAUUUGGGCAGUCAUAAAUGCCUCUGUCAAUGACACAUCACCUCCCUUUUCCCAUAAGCAUUAUUGUAAGAGAUUGCUUGGUAUGAAAGAAAUCAUUUGUGAUCUGUUUGAGACUGUCUCAAGUAAUUUGCUGUACCGAAGAAAAGGUCUUACUCCACUUAUCCUAAGUGGCAGGAUUUUUGCCAUUGCUAGUUAUGAUCUCUAAAUAUUUCUGAAGCAGUCUUACAAUAAAAUCACAAAAGUGAGUUAUUUUUGUUUUGUUUUUUUCCCAUUUGACGUAAAGAACCGGGGGAAAAGAAAAGAAAACUAGCAUAUUCUUAAAAUAAUGUGUUGACCAUGUUUCUGUUGCACACCGAUAGAACUUGCAUUGCACGGACUGUGUGCCCAUACUUUGCCAUCACACAUUCAGCGAGGCUGUGCCAAAUGCACACAUUUGGCAUAUAUCCCAUACUGCAUUGUUAGGUCUACAUGCCUUAGUGCAAUGUAGUAGCUGAACUGCCUUUAAGAUUAAACUUGUGUAAAACUCCUUCCCAGUUGUUCACCAUCAAUAUUUACAAAUUGCAUUACUUUCAUUCGUAGUUAGGGCAAAAGUAUCAGUUAGUAUAAUACUGAAGGCUUUUAUAUGACAAUGACUUGUUUCAUAGCUAAAGCAAAAAAUCUAUGCAUUAAAAAAUUUUAGCUUUUUUUUCGUGUUUUGUUUUUAUGGUUGAGUAUAGCAGUUCAAUCGAUUUUAGUGUUCUAUGCUGCGCUUUGCUGAAGAACUUCAUAACACCUUUAAAGUGCAAAUCUCGAAAUCAUAAUUGUGCUUUAUACCAGCAAGUUUCUGAAGCUGGUGCAAUUAUUUUUGAUGGGAGCUCCUGUAUGUAAUUUGAGUUCUUUCUUGGUUUGGUCACUUAGUGGCCAUCAUGUGUUUAAAUAGACUGACUGUAACAUGGUUCUUGUUUUGUUGCAGCCUUUUGAAGUGGAUGGGUGCUGUAUAUUUCUACCCUCAAAUAAAACUUGCAAACUUGA